This is a messenger RNA of Anolis sagrei ordinatus, 609 nucleotides long. The record is from RefSeq and is a predicted model, not a curated record. NCBI's taxonomy places the organism in Eukaryota, Metazoa, Chordata, Lepidosauria, Squamata, Anolidae.
AUGACUCCCUUUGACAAGAGCUCCACCGUUGCCCAGCUUGAGAGCUUGAGUCGUCGGCCCCGUUACUGCCUGCAGUGUUCCGAGUUCGAGGGCGGCUGCCCGGACAGAAGGACCCAUGAAGGAGACAGCAGAACCCUCAAGGAAGUAUACAAGGCUGGGAAGCUCACCGUUUUUGCUAGCGACUGUCAGUCUCUCACUCAACAACCGGCCCAGUUGGACUUCCAUUUUGCACGAGGCGGUCAAGGUACCACGCACUGGCACGGCAUCCUCCGAGAGAACGUGGUUUUCCUUGAUGUCCCCCGCCUCGCCCUAGACUUCAACAGCCGUGAGAGCCUGGCUGCGACACUGGAAUACAUAGAAGACAAGAUGGAGGCAGAGCAGGUGUUUGUCAACUUCGGCAAGUCUCGGCGUGACCGAGGUGAGCUGCUCCGGACGUUUGGCUUCUUGGGUUUCGAACUCGUGCGGCCGGAUGACCCUGCUCUUCCACCCUGGGAGGAUGCCAUCUUCAUGGUCUACCCUAUGGAACGAGAGGUCUGGCCAGAGCCGGUUGAGGUGACCCUCAAAACAGGCCUAGCGAGGGACCAGGAUGAGGCUAUGUUGCUGGGAUGA